GCCGCCCAUCUGCGAAGCUUCUGUGCCCCGUGGCCCGGGCCGCGCCGAGCUGUCAGAAGCCCAGGCCAUGGGGCAGCCCCGGCCUUUCGCAGUGUGAGGCGCGGGGCCCCCCGCGGGCUCUCUUGACAAGUCGAGGGCCGGCAGGCGCGAGGAGUCGUUCCAGCCGCGGUCGCGGCCGCCGCCGGCCCGGGCUCCCGGCAUCAUGAACAUAGACGUGGAGUUCCACAUCCGCCACAACUAUCCUUGGAGCAAGUUGCCGGCCAACGUGAGGCAGAGUCUUGGAAAUUCACAGAGAGAAUAUGAAAAGCAGGUUGUCCUGUACAGUGUCCGCAAUCAGUUAUGAUACAGAAAUAACUUAGUUAAACAUGUCAAGAAAGAUGAACGCAAAUACUAUGAGGAACUACUAAAAUACAGUCGAGAUCAUCUCAUGCUGAUGUACCCUUACCAUUUAUCAGAUAUUAUGGUGAAGGGCCUGAAGAUAACACCAUUUUCAUAUUAUAUAGGGAUUAUGGAGGACAUUAUGAACAGUGAGAAAAGUUAUGAUUCAUUGCCCAAUUUUACUGCUGCUGACUGUCUAAGGCUUCUUGGCAUAGGAAGAAACCAGUACAUUGAUCUGAUGAAUCAGUGUAGGUCAUCAAAAAAGUUUUUCAGAAGGAAAACAGCCCGUGAUCUGCUACCAGUAAAGCCGGUAGAAAUUGUCAUUGAGGCGUGGUGGGUGGUGCAGGCUGGAUAUAUCACAGAAGAUGAUAUAAAGAUAUGCACUUUGCCUGAGAAAUGCGCUAUUGAUAAGAUCAUUGAUGCAGGCCCUCAACUCACUGGAUUGCUAGUUUACAAUAUAGUACAUAGUUUAUAUAACAAAGGGUUCAUUUAUCUGGAUGUACCAAUAUCUGAUGACAGUUGUAUAGCAGUUCCUCCUCUUGAAGGAUUUGUAAUGAAUCGAGUGCAAGGUGAUUAUUUUGAAACUCUACUCUAUAAGAUAUUUGUUUCAAUAGAUGAGCAUACUAAUGUUGCAGAGCUUGCAAAUGUCCUUGAGAUAGACUUAUCCCUGGUUAAGAACGCUGUUUCAAUGUAUUAUGGAUUUGGCUUUGCCAAUAAGAAGGGACAAGUAAUAAAUUUGGAUCAACUUCAUUCAUCCUGGAGGAAUGCUCCAUCCGUAAACAGAUUAAAGAGUACUUUAGAUCUACAAAAGAUGCUCCUAUCAUGGGAUGGUGCGGAAAGUAGGAGUCCUGUACAAGAAGCUUCAUUGGCUACUGACACUGAUACAAAUAGUCAAGAAGAUCCAGCUGACACAGCCAGUGUAAGCAGUUUGAGUUUGUCUGCGGGGUAUACAAAGCGCAUUGCAUUCCUGUUUGACUCAACUCUUACUGCCUUUUUAACGAUGGGAAAUCUUUCACCAAACUUGAAAAGUCAUGCAGUCACAAUGUUUGAAGUUGGCAAGCUCUCUGAUGAGUCUCUGGAUAGCUUUCUUAUAGAACUAGAAAAGGUUCAGAGCACUGGUGAAGGAGAAGCACAGAGAUAUUUUGAUCAUGCACUCACUCUGAGAAACACAAUACUGUUUCUGCGUCAUAAUAAAGAUCUAGUUGCGCAAACAGCACAGCCAGACCAACCGCAUUAUGGUUUUCCUCUGGAUCUCUUGCGCUGUGAAAGCCUGCUCGGUUUGGAUCCUGCAACUUGCAGCAGAGUUCUAAACAAAAAUUACACGCUGCUUGUUUCCAUGGCGCCUCUCACCAAUGAGAUUCGGCCUGUCAGCAGCUGUACCCCUCAGCAUAUUGGACCAGCUAUUCCAGAAGUCAGUUCUGUCUGGUUUAAACUGUACAUUUACCAUAUCACUGGGCAAGGACCACCAUCUCUUUUACUAUCUAAAGGUACAAGACUUCGAAAACUGCCAGACAUAUUCCAGGGUUAUGAUCGAUUACUAAUAACGUCUUGGGGUCAUGAUCCUGGGGUAGUUCCGACGUCAAAUGUGCUCACGAUGUUGAAUGAUGCUUUAACACAUUUGGCAGUUUUGAUUCAGGGACAUAGUUUGCAUGGGAUAGGAGAAACUGUCCACAUACGGUUUCCAUUUGAUGAAACAGAGCUACAAGGAGAGUUCACUCGUGUCAGUUUGGGUGUUCAUAAAGCGUUGCAGACAUUAAGGAACAAAGUGGACUUGCAGCAUUUUUGCGGAUAUGUCACCAUGCUGAAUGCUUCUAGCCAACUUGCAAAUAAAAAACUCAGUGAUGCUUCUGAUGAGAGAGGAGAACCUGAUUUGGCUUCUGACUCAGAUGUAAAUGGGAAUACAGAGUCAUUUGAAAUGGUCAUUGAGGAAGCAACUAUAGAUUUAGCAACAAAGCAAAAUUCUGUUGCCACAAUAGAAGCAGAUUGGGUUCCUCUUGAACUGUGCUUUGGAAUUCCAUUGUUUAGUUCUGAAUUAAACCAGAAAAUCUGUAGAAAAAUUGCUACACAUGGCCUUUGCACUAAAGAGAGCCUUCAAAAUCUCUUACAUUCCAGUAGAAAACUCUCUCUACAAGUCCUUAACUUUGUUCACUCAUUCCAGGAAGGUGCUUCAACACUGGAUAUUCACACCGGCCAGUUUUCAAGUUGGCUUUCACAGUCAUCCUGUGGCAAUACUGGAGUUCCACUUCCUGCUAAGAACUUAAUAUUCAAAGACGGCAUCUUAUCAGAAUGGAGCGGACGGUCACCUUCCUCAUUUCUUAUUGCCAAUCUCCAUUUGCAGUAAUUUGGUCACACCAUUUGUUGCUCACACCCUCUGCCUUUUUUCUUUCUUACUGUUAGCUUUGUGGUGCCGGCACUAAAAAGCUUCGUGCUGCUGCAGUGCAGUUCACACUUCACUGAUGUGAAAGGCUUGGGGACACGUUCUUUUUUUCUGAAGGUUUCCUCAUUAGUGCACCUGCCAAUGCAGCAAAGAGCUUUUUAGCAGCCUGAACUGUACUUUUCACUUUGAGACAAUCUGCAUUUCUUUUAUAAAACUGAGGGUAUACUUUAUAAGCUUUAUGAUGACUGUUACGUUUAUAAGCAGUCUCUAUGAAUAUUGCAAUGGUAAUUUUAUAUGUUAGUUUCAGACAUAAAUCUUGUUUAAUUUUAUAUUUUGUUACCUACUCUUUAGGGGAUCAUGGGAAGAGGUAGAACUCUUCCUCUGAAAAGGCUUCUUGGUACUUAAAGUAAUAAAACUAUAAGACAAGAAACAUCCAGUAUUGAGAAAUGAGAUAAUGGGGCAUUAAGAAUUCCUGUGGAUGUCUGUAAAUUAUGUGUAUCAGUUGAACAUUGUUGAAAGUAUGUAAAUCAGCAUAAUUAUAACUUAACCUUGAUUUAUAAGGUCUUAACUCAGACUAUGACUGUAUACAUUGACAUCUCAUGAGAAGCUUUGGAAAACAUUCUAUUUUUAAACAGUGUUUAUAUGUGGACCUCUGUUGUCACUCACUUUGGGCUUUAUAUUUUUAUAGAGUCUUUAUGGAAAAAUAGAAUUUAUUUUCCACUCUCGUAGCUGUGGCUGCUGCACAUUUUCACCCUGAUUUAUCUUUACCAAUGACUCGUUACAAAAUUGAAUUUGUUGUUUUCAAACUGAGGAUUGUGAUUUUAGUUUAGAUUUACAUGUUAGAGGCAUUAAGGCUAUGUCUUCUGAUCAAAACGUGUUAAUGAUAAAUCUGCUUCAAGGACAUGUUCUUAGGAAAUCUGAAUCUUAAAUUUAUGUGAGUAGUUUUGGAGGAAAUGAUAAAGAAAAAUUGAGUAAUUUCAAAAUGUUUCUUGAGUCAUUGAUUCUUUUAGUAUCUCCAAUGUUAGAAUAAUUGGAAUCAUUUCUUAGAUUUUUCAAGUUACUUUCCUUGGGAAGUUUGUGCAGUGUUAUAGCUUAGUUUAGCUCUUCUCAUAGGAUAAUGGUUUGCUAGCUUAAAACUGUAACCAGAGUAACUGGUCAGAUAAUAUGUAUCUACAACACUUAGAGCAUUAGAAAAUUUGAGAAUGUAAUAACCAAAAUAAACAUUUUUGCUGAUCAUUUUUGUUAUUUAUAGAACUGAUAUUUGUGUAUUUAACAUACUUCUGGAAAUAUAUGCCUUUAUUAAAACUGUUACCCAUGCAUUCAAAACCAUUGCCUAACUACAGAAUUGAAUAUUCCGGAGCAGGUUUCUUGUGGCACAGUCAAUGCUGUGUUUGGGGUACACACAGUAACAUUUAGUUUCUACUUUGUCUUCUAUGAGGUGGAAACCAAGUGUAUGUUAUAAAUGUAUCUAUAAAAGGAAAAAUGCAUACUAAUAUUAAAAUAAUUUCUUAUGACUGUGAAUCACUUGUUUAUUUUUCCAGUAUUUGUACAUUUCUAGUGCUAUUAGAUAUGUACAUAUAACUUUUACAGUUUUUCAACCUGAAGUUGUAAGUAUUUCAUUUGAUCAGGGCUCUUUAAUCUCCUUUUCAUUUGCUUUGUUUGAAUUAAUUGUAGUUUAUUUUAUUUAUUCCUGUAUUAACAAUCUAAGCCUACUGUAAUGACAUGUACACUAAUAAAGAAUUGAAUAUUUGUA
Molecule: messenger RNA, 4508 nt
Organism: Manis pentadactyla (Chinese pangolin)
Lineage: Eukaryota; Metazoa; Chordata; Mammalia; Pholidota; Manidae
Product: protein FAM91A1-like
Biological process (GO): intracellular protein transport
Cellular component (GO): cytoplasmic vesicle; trans-Golgi network
Source: RefSeq, a predicted model, not a curated record